Messenger RNA from Equus quagga, 2731 nucleotides. It is a transcript of the gene PFKFB1, whose product is annotated as 6-phosphofructo-2-kinase/fructose-2,6-biphosphatase 1. Gene Ontology annotation, biological process: fructose 2,6-bisphosphate metabolic process; fructose metabolic process. The record is from RefSeq and is a predicted model, not a curated record. The transcript has 13 exons. Bases 284 to 1642 code for a protein of 452 amino acids. Gene Ontology annotation, molecular function: ATP binding; fructose-2,6-bisphosphate 2-phosphatase activity; 6-phosphofructo-2-kinase activity. Gene Ontology annotation, cellular component: cytosol; 6-phosphofructo-2-kinase/fructose-2,6-biphosphatase complex. NCBI's taxonomy places the organism in Eukaryota, Metazoa, Chordata, Mammalia, Perissodactyla, Equidae.
GAGUUCAGAGGCCUCUGCUCACCUCUGCCCAACCUCUCCCUCUCUGCACCCAAGCCCCCACCGGUACACACAGGAGCAGAGGCAGGCAAGGCAGGCAAGGACUAGGAAAAAGGAGAGGGGCCUGGAGACAGGCUGCCAGAGAGCUCAGAAGCCCAGUGCACCUCUCUGUCCCAACUCUGUCCUCCUGCAGCUGUGGCCACAGCAACAGAAGAGACAGCUAGUAAGACAGGAAGUGAGGCCCGGUACCUUGUGGACAGUGGUGUCAUUAGCCGCAACGCCUAAGAUGUCUCAAGAGAUGGGAGAGCUCACCCAAACCAGGUUGCAGAAGAUCUGGAUUCCACACAGCAGCGGCAGCAGCGGGCUGCAACGGAGGAGGGGCUCAUCCAUACCCCAGUUUACCAAUUCCCCCACAAUGGUGAUCAUGGUGGGCUUACCAGCUCGAGGAAAGACCUACAUCUCCACAAAGCUCACGAGAUAUCUCAACUGGAUAGGAACACCAACAAAAGUGUUUAAUUUAGGCCAGUAUCGACGAGAAGCAGUGAGCUACAAGAACUACGAAUUCUUUCUCCCAGACAACAUGGAGGCCCUACUUAUCAGGAAGCAGUGUGCCCUGGCAGCCCUGAAAGAUGUCCAUGACUAUCUCAGCCAUGAGGAAGGUCACGUUGCGGUUUUUGAUGCCACCAACACUACCAGAGAACGUCGGUCACUGAUUCUGCAGUUUGCUAAAGAACAUGGUUACAAGCAAGUGAAACUCGGCAGCCCUGAUUACGUAGACUGUGACCGGGAAAAAGUUCUGGAAGAUUUUCUGAAGAGAAUUGAGUGCUAUAAGGUCAACUACCAACCCUUGGAUGAUGAACUGGACAGCCACCUAUCCUACAUCAAGAUCUUCGACGUGGGCACACGCUACAUGGUGAAUCGAGUGCAGGAUCACAUCCAGAGUCGCACAGUCUACUAUCUCAUGAACAUCCACGUCACACCCCGCUCCAUCUACCUAUGCCGGCACGGUGAGAGUGAACUCAACCUCAGAGGCCGCAUUGGAGGUGACUCUGGCCUCUCAGCUCGAGGCAAGCAGUAUGCCUAUGCCCUGGCCAAUUUCAUUCAGUCCCAGGGCAUCAGCUCUCUGAAGGUGUGGACCAGCCACAUGAAGAGGACUAUCCAGACAGCUGAGGCCUUGGGUGUCCCCUAUGAGCAGUGGAAGGCCCUGAAUGAGAUUGAUGCGGGUGUCUGUGAGGAAAUGACCUAUGAAGAAAUUCAGGAACACUAUCCUGAAGAAUUUGCACUACGAGACCAAGAUAAAUAUCGCUACCGCUAUCCCAAGGGAGAGUCCUAUGAGGAUCUGGUUCAGCGUCUGGAGCCAGUUAUAAUGGAGCUAGAACGGCAGGAAAAUGUACUGGUGAUCUGCCACCAGGCUGUCAUGCGGUGCCUCCUGGCCUACUUCCUGGAUAAGAGUUCAGAUGAGCUGCCAUAUCUCAAGUGCCCUCUGCACACAGUGCUCAAACUCACACCUGUGGCUUAUGGCUGCAAAGUGGAGUCCAUUUACCUGAACGUGGAGGCUGUAAACACACACCGGGAGAAGCCUGAGAAUGUGGACAUCACCCGAGAACCUGAGGAAGCCCUGGACACUGUCCCUGACCACUACUGAGGCCUUUCCAAGAGUUAAACUGCCUCUCCUCACUGUCUUCUACCUUUAGGAGCUCCUAUCCUUGCUCUUCUCCUACCCUGAGAAGACUCUAGACUUGGCCUCACUGGAAGAGCCCUGCUUCCAGUGAAGGGGCCCUCAGCAGCUCCAAAACAGGUUUCAAUUUUUAGCUAUAAUCAAGGAGUGCAGUCUAGCUCUAUAUGAAAAUUUUUCUUUCUUAAUUCCUAUUCUCUGAUCAAUAAAGACUUCUCUUACUGCCUACUUACUGAUUCCUCCAUUAUCUCCCAAUCCAUCAGCACUCUUCCUCCUCAUUGUUCUUCCAUCCCUAGCCAGCUUGGAUCCUAUGUUCCAUCUCUUUAGCCACUCUCCAUACACCUACUAUGAGCAGGUACCAGUGACCCAGUGGUGAAGAGACUCAUACGCUUACUAUCUUUGUUCCUUUGUCCUUCCAUCAUAACCACUCAGCAAGACCCAAACCUUGUCUAAUCCACAUCACCUUUUUUGUUUGCAUCUGCUACAGAGGUGCUGAUCACUGCUUGAAGUAAAUCUACAUUUAUCUGUUUCCACAGCCACCCUUAAAUCCUGUUCAAAGUCAGGGUCACUCUGUAUUCUCUGGCAUCCAUCCCGUCCCACCUUCUCAGGGAUGGGCUACUUCAGUCAAUUCCUGACUAUUCCAUAUCUGUCUCCUGCCCUCUAUUAGCUUUUGCCCCCACAGUCUAUGCAACACGCUCAGGUUUCUCUCUUCUAUCUCAAGAAAACUCCCUUGUUCCCAUGUCUACCUCUAGUUACCUUCCUUUCUAUCCUCCGUUCUUACACAAACAUCUCAAAAUGAAUCUCUUCUUACUGUCCAGAACCCGCCCUCACCUUCUGUUCAAGGCGUUCCCCUUCUAUAUCUUUGCUCAAGCUAUUACCCCUUGUCUGCCAUGCUUUCCCCUGGUCUCUAUCCUAUUGAAGUCAUACUUGCCUUUUUAGCCUCAGGCUUGAGCCCACCUUCUGUAAAAAGCUAUGCUGAUAUCUAGCUCUUCUAUGAACCCAAAAUGUCACUCGCAACAACCCAAGCACAUUAAAAGACAGAAAAAAGCUCCAAUUCAU